AGUGCAGGGCUCACAGUUUCCUAGUUCCUCCAGCCCUUCGCUGCCUGGUUUUCGCUAUGUUGCUGAUCUUCCUCAGCCUGGUCUUGCAGACGGCGGGUCAGCAGUUCCAAAAGACCAACCCGGCGGUGGAGGCCUCCUUCCCCCUGGCCGCCAACGGCUCCUGGCACGUGGGGGGCUUCUGCUUCGGCAUGGGCGAGUCGGUGGUGGGCCAGCUCCAGGUGGCGGUGGAGUGGGAUGGGACCACCGACUUGAACAACAACGGCCCCGUGUACUUUGCAGGCUUCGACGGACGGGCGGACCGAUGGGGUGAGGCGUCGAAGAUGUGGGACACCGCCACGUGUGCUCAGAAGAAGAACCUGGCAACCACGGUGACCCGAUUGGACGGCUCGGGGAAUUCGCACGCCUUCAUGAUCGACCUCUUUCAGGUGCACGACAUCCGGGACUGGCACUUUGCGGUGCUGUCCUGUGGUGACCCGGAGGCAGGCACCCUCACGGUGAAGGUGGAGGCCACUAAGGGGGCGCUCUCCACCUUCGCGGGGGGGGCCUACUUCGACACCAGCAGCUGCCCCGUGGAGCGCUGGGCCCCUGCGGGGGCGGCCCCGUUCUGGGUGCUGCUCUUCGCCAUGGCGGCGGCCACGGGGGCCUGCUGCACCCUCUGCGCGCUGGUGACCUACCAGCUGAAGGCCAAGCUGACGCCCAAGGAGGCUGAGCUGCAGGGCGUCGCCGGCACCGUGCUGGGCCACUCGGACGCCACCACCGGUUCGACCGCCGCGACCGCCGCGGGCGGCGUGGACCCGGGGGCCAAGAUCCCGGAUGAGACGAUGCAGGUGUGAUGCCUCUCGCGCUGCAGGUUCCGGGAUGCUGAGCAUUCGGGGUUCAAUUUUGGAGACAUAAUCCAAUCCUUUUUGACCGCAAGUGAUCUCGCUCGUUCGGGUUCAGCUGAGCUGAUCUCCGGUGCGCUGCAUGUUUAGUUCGCUCGGUGCGACCGCGGUCAGUUUCCCUGAACAGGGGUUUCGGGCCGUGGUUUGCAGACCACCAUGUUCCGGUAGGUUGGCUGGGUU
Messenger RNA from Effrenium voratum, 1061 nucleotides. Lineage: Eukaryota; Dinophyceae; Suessiales; Symbiodiniaceae. The record is from the annotation of a GenBank genome assembly.